UUGCUUUUGUCCCCUCGUCCUUUGUCGCUGGCUCGCUGUCCUCCGGGACAAAACAGCCAAGGCGCAAGCGGUAAUCUUCCGUUGUGUGGGCGUGCUCUGCUGCAGACAGUGGUGACGCCGUCUCUCUCCGAGAAGAAGGGCGCGAGGGAAAGGAUGGAGGCGACGGUCGACCUCAAGUACGAGCCGCUGUUCCCGAACGGCGGCGUGUCAUCGGCGACCAAGAAGACGAGGCUCAGGGUGGCGGCCGGCGGAGAGACGUGGGUGUACCGCGAGUGCCUCAAGAACCACGCGGCGAGCCUGGGAGGUCACGCCCUGGACGGGUGCGGCGAAUUCAUGCCGUCGCCGGAGGCCGACCGGGCGGACCCGAGUUCGCUCAGGUGCGCCGCGUGCGGAUGCCACCGCAACUUCCACCGCCGGCUCGUCGAGCUGCCACUGCCACCGCCUCUCCUCGCCUUGCCGCCACCACUGGCGCCGGCGCCGGCUGUCGCGUCGCACGUAAUGCGUGACAGCCGCCGCACGAUGCGCGGCGAGGAGGCGCGCCUGCCGGCCGCAUUCGACGACGAGGCGGAGGAGUCGGACGCGAGCUCGGAUUUCUACGAGGACCGCCCGCUGUCGCCGAUGCCGGCGCAGGCGGCAAUUGUGUCGCCCGGCUACCGCCAGGCCACGACGCACACGCUCCUCGCGCUGAUCAUCGGCGCGCCGAGCCCCCAAACCCCCGCAGCGGCGCCGCGGCCGCCCCCGCCCACCUCCGUGGGCCCGAUGCCGGCGCCCGCGACUGCUCCCGGUGCCGCCGCCGCCGCGGCGGCGGCGGCGAGGAAGCGGUCCCGCACGAAGUUCAGCCCGGAGCAGAAGCAGAGGAUGCAGGCUCUGUCGUCGCGACUGGGUUGGCGGCUGCAGAAGUGCGACGAGGCGGCGGUGGACCAGUGCUGCCAGGAGAUCGGCGUCAGCAAGGGCGUCUUCAAGGUCUGGAUGCACAACAACAAGCACAACUUCGUGGGCGGCCACAGCGCGCGCCGCAGCGCCUCAGCCUCAGCCUCUGCUGCCGCGGCCAACCCGGCCAUGCAGCAAAGGUCCGACGCCGCCGCUGUCUACCCUUCCUCCCACGGCGAUGGCGCCCCAGCAGCAGCCGUCGUUGCCCACCCAUCCGCUCCACCGCCCGUGCCUGUCCACUCUAACUUCAACAUCGAAGGCACCGCCGCCGAUGACUUCCGCGUCCAACCGUCGACGGCGAGUGGCGGCUCGCCGCAGUCCUAGUCAAGUUAGUGCUAAUCAGUCAUGGUUAUUUGUAGCCUCGUGUCUAAUUAACCAACCCUAAUGGAGUCCUAGCAAUGUUGGAUGCAUGGGACUAUGGGGGAGUUCUAGUGAAGCCUGCUGGUCUUUGUUAAUGGUGGAGCCCAAAGAAGGAUCUUAGAAAUGUGGGCUUUUAGGAUCUGAUGAUGUAAUGAACUAAUGAUCCAGGAUUAGUGCUUAUGAGUACAGUAGCAGCGAGUG
Molecule: messenger RNA, 1491 nt
Organism: Zea mays
Lineage: Eukaryota; Viridiplantae; Streptophyta; Magnoliopsida; Poales; Poaceae
Product: zinc-finger homeodomain protein 10
Exons: 1
Coding region: 154-1254 (366 amino acids)
Biological process (GO): regulation of DNA-templated transcription; regulation of developmental process
Cellular component (GO): nucleus
Molecular function (GO): transcription cis-regulatory region binding; DNA-binding transcription factor activity
Source: RefSeq, a predicted model, not a curated record